Molecule: messenger RNA, 2318 nt
Organism: Gadus morhua (Atlantic cod)
Lineage: Eukaryota; Metazoa; Chordata; Actinopteri; Gadiformes; Gadidae
Gene: hs3st2
Product: heparan sulfate (glucosamine) 3-O-sulfotransferase 2
Exons: 2
Coding region: 519-1706 (395 amino acids)
Molecular function (GO): [heparan sulfate]-glucosamine 3-sulfotransferase activity
Source: RefSeq, a predicted model, not a curated record
ACCGCGGGGGCAGGGAAUCAACGCGUGUUUUAAAGGAGACUGACGAAGGGAAGUGGAGUCAUCGAGAGAGUGAUGACGAGAGAGAGUUUGGCGGACGGAGGUGCACUUUGAUGGACAGUCCGCACUCGCUGGAAGACUCCUCUUCCAACACUACCCUGCUCAGAGCGCCAGGCGUUAGGUUCAGUGUGUGUGCGUGUGUGUGUGUUUGAGGAAUGAAAAGAUGGGCGUUCAAUCGCUUAUGGGAUUGUACGUUCAAUUCAACCAGACGUCCUUUUCUUUUUAUUCAAAUAAACUUUGUUGUGGUUUUGGCAGCCUAUCUCCGGGAAUGUGCGCAAAGUUUGAAUUGAAUAUGGGACUUCUGCUCAGUUGAUGCGGGCGAGGUGCAAAACAGUAUUCUCUGGUGCGUCUCCAACGGACUUGGAAAGAUAUAUAUUUAUAUAUACAGAAAGGCAUCUGCUGGACUCCAAAAGACGGACGAUUCUAAUGGAAAACCAUGCAUUAUUUCAACCCAUGGAGACAUGGCACAUAGGUUUAUCUCAAGUCGCAGCGUGCCAUCGGGUGGUCGACUCAACGCCAGAUUUGCCUUCAUAUGCACUAUUUCCUUAUCCUUCACCUAUGUGUGUUACAGCGUCAUUUUUUUCUGCUCCAGCACAAUCAUGACCAAACAGGGUACCUCCGACGAGAAGGGCUGCCCGCUGCCUCCGCCCGGGCAGAACGGUCCCAUUGAGGGGAAAGUUUCCGGGAAAUUAAACGGCUGCACUUUACUCACUCCGGAUGUCAGGUUCGCCCGGCGGGAAGAGGCUCGAGUGCCGGGAUCGGGUCAACCUCGCGACCGAAGUAAACACGCCGCCUCUUGCUGUGGCAACCUCUCGCGGAGCGUUCCUGCCACCGAGUACACUUUGAACAACCUCACCGUUUCCCAGAAAUACGGGAACAAGAAGCUCCCCAACGCGCUGAUCGUCGGGGUGAAGAAGGGGGGCACGCGGGCUGUGCUGGAAUUUAUCCGGAUUCAUCCGGAUGUGCGCGCGCUCGGAACAGAGCCUCACUUUUUUGACAGACACUAUGACAGGGGACUGGACUGGUACAGGGGCCUGAUGCCCAGGACCCUGGACAGCCAGAUCACGCUGGAGAAGACCCCCAGCUACUUUGUGACCGGCGAGGCCCCGCGGCGCAUCGCCAGCAUGUCCCCCGAGACCAAGCUCAUCGUGGUGGUCCGGAACCCCGUGACGCGCGCCAUCUCCGACUACACCCAGACCCUCUCCAAGAAGCCCGACAUCCCCACCUUCGAGGAGCUGGCCUUCAAGAACCGAAGUCUGGGCGCGGUCGACACGUCCUGGAACGCCAUACGCAUCGGGAUGUACAUCCUGCACCUGGACACCUGGCUGCAGUACUUCCGCCUUUCCCAGAUCCACUUUGUGAGCGGCGAGCGCCUGAUCACCGACCCGGCCGGGGAGAUGGGCCGGGUGCAGGACUUUCUGGGCCUGAAGCGCAUCAUCACCGACAAACACUUCUACUUCAACCGAACCAAGGGCUUCCCUUGUCUGAAGAAGCCUGAGAGCAGCAGCCAGCCCCGCUGCCUGGGGAAGUCCAAGGGGCGGCUGCACGUGCAGAUCGACCAGGAGGUGAUCGAGCAACUCAGGGAGUUUUACAGGCCGUUCAACAUCAAGUUCUAUGAGACGGUGGGACACGACUUCAGGUGGGACUGAAGAGGUUUUAUUUAAGGGGACAACGCCGCUGUGGUACUUUGGAGCCUAACUAGGCGAAUCAUCUUUUUGGAUUAUCUGAGGGAUGUGCACUGUUCCCGACAUGAAUCGUAUGAAUGGACCAUUUAUCUGGGAUGACUUCAGAAUGAGAGAAAAUGCUGCAAGGGAAAAUAACGUUUGAUUGAAAGGAAAUGAAACGAAGUGUGUACGUUUUUGGAUUGAAUUGAGGAAGGCUUAAUGCGCCAUUUGAACUUCUGCUGCUUCGGGCUAAAGGCAACAUAUACUACGUGUAUAUAAGUGUUUAUCAUGCAAAAAAAGAUCACAUGACAGUGAUAUUUUCAUCUAAGAAAAAAUAUGUGUGAUGAUGACAAAAGAAUAUAAAAAAAGGAUUAAAAAAGCAAAUAUAUAUAUGACCUGACUAUAUUAGGUUGAGGAGUAAAGCAGUUGAAUUGUCAUCGUAUGAUAUAUUUCAUUUAACACAUUGUGGCAAUGCAUCUUUUUCUAGAAACUUCACUUAACCCGGACCUCUACCACCAAAAACAAGGCUUUAAGAUCAUGGUUAAAGCUACUGUCAUGCGUCAAAACAAUAAAUAAUAAAAAGCAUUUUUGCCUGAA